GGGGAGUGAGUACCCAAAGGGAACCCCAGCCCCGGAGGACCCGGGAUUGUCCUUUCAAAUCUCUACUUCUCACUUCGGGGCGGAGUUUCCACCCCAUGGGGUCCCGCCCUAGGUUCCCUUGAUGGCUUAGGGAAAUGAAAGUCUCCAGGGAUCGGGCCUGACCCAACUCGUGAUCUAGCGCCCCGCGGUCCCAACACAGAUUCCUCUCCUCCACCCCCAUGGCCGCACUGAGCCCGCUGCUGCUGGCCGCACUUCUGUGGGUUCCUGCAGGGACCCUGACCUGCUACGGAGACUCGGAGCAGCCUGUAGACUGGUUCGUCGUCUACAAGCUGCCGGCCCACAGCGGGCCGGGGGCUGGGGCUCAAACGGGGUUGCAGUACAAGUACUUGGAUGAGGGUUCAGGGGGCUGGCGCGACGGCGCGAGGUCCAUCGACAGCUUGGAGGGAGCCGUAGGCCGCAGCUUGCUGCCGCUGUACAAGAACACCAGCCAGCUAGCCUACCUACUUUACAAUGACCAACCGCCUAAGAACUACAGGACUCAGAACUCUUCUAGUCGAGGGCACACGAAGGGUGUGCUACUUCUGGAUGAAGAAGGGGGCUUCUGGCUGGUCCACAGCGUCCCUGGGUUUCCUACAAGUGAUGCAUACGGAUGGCCUCCUAACGCCCAAAAAUAUGGGCAGACCCUGCUCUGUGUGUCUUUUACCUUCGACCAAUUCUCAAAGAUUGGCAGACAGCUGACCUACACCUACCCCCAGGUGUAUGACUACAGGCUGGAAGGGGUCUUCACCAAGAAAUUACCCGACCUGGAGGAAGCGGUCAAGGGCCACCAUGUUGACCAAGGACCCUGGAACAGCAGUGUAACACUCACAUCAAAGGCAGGGGCCAUCUUCCAGAGCUUUGCCAAAUUUGGAAAGUUUGGAGAUGACCUGUACUCCGGCUGGUUGGCGGAAGCCCUUGGCAGCAACCUGCAGGUCCAGUUCUGGCAACACUCCAGUGGCAUUCUGCCCUCCAACUGCUCCGGGGCCCAGCAAGUGCUCGACGUGACCCAGAUAGCCUUCUCUGGGCCAGCUGGGCCCACCUUCAGUACUGCAGAAGACCACUCCAAGUGGUGUGUAGCCCCAGAAGGGCCCUGGGCCUGUGUGGGUGACAUGAAUCGAAAUGCUGGAGAGAUGCAUCGAGGUGGGGGCACGGUGUGCACCCAACUGCCUGCCUUCUGGAAGGCCUUCCAGCCUCUGGUGAAGGCCUGGAUGCCCUGUGGGGAGGAGAAUAGUGCCUUGUCUCCAGGAAGCCCAGCAGAGCAUAGAAAAGCUAAGGCUUAGGAGCCAAUUUACAUUUCAGUUUAAAUCCCAGUUUAGUCCCUUCCUAAUUGCGUGACCGUAACUAUGUGCCUCAACCUGUGACUCAGUCUACUUAUUUGCAAAAUAGAAACCACAACACCUGGCUCCGGAUUUGUGAGAAAUAAAAGGAA
Messenger RNA from Pteronotus mesoamericanus, 1468 nucleotides. It is a transcript of the gene DNASE2, whose product is annotated as deoxyribonuclease 2, lysosomal. Gene Ontology annotation, molecular function: deoxyribonuclease II activity. The record is from RefSeq and is a predicted model, not a curated record. Gene Ontology annotation, biological process: apoptotic DNA fragmentation. Bases 219 to 1319 code for a protein of 366 amino acids. NCBI's taxonomy places the organism in Eukaryota, Metazoa, Chordata, Mammalia, Chiroptera, Mormoopidae. The transcript is spliced from 6 exons.